This is a messenger RNA of Dichomitus squalens LYAD-421 SS1, 2060 nucleotides long. Its product is annotated as Arginase/deacetylase. Gene Ontology annotation, molecular function: histone deacetylase activity. The transcript has 7 exons. NCBI's taxonomy places the organism in Eukaryota, Fungi, Basidiomycota, Agaricomycetes, Polyporales, Polyporaceae. The coding region runs from base 1 to 1791 and encodes 596 amino acids. The record is from RefSeq and is a predicted model, not a curated record. Gene Ontology annotation, cellular component: nucleus.
AUGACUCGGACGGCAGUUUUUCUGCAGAAGGCGUGUCUUCAGCACCGUUACAUACGAUCGCGAGACAGUUCAAACAUCGUCGAACGGCCGGAACGACUCCGCGCCAUCAACAUUGGUCUUGCCGCGGCCAUCGCGCGGUUAGAGGAGCAUCCGUGCGAGACUGUGUCUCGCGGCCCCUCCAAGCAAGAACAGGACGCGGACGAGCUAUCCGAAGCCUUUGGGGAACUCCAGCUUACCACGGCAUCGCGCGCUGAUUCACUUUCACUUUCUCGUGUCCCAAUAUCGGUCGUCCAAAGCGAAGCGUCUGUUGAUAUUCUGAGCCAUGCGGCCGUCAAGUUCGUUCAUGGAGAUAUAGAGCGUGAUGUAUAUCUCCAGAAUCUGAAGCGUUGGGCUCUCGAGAGCCGGGACAAGGUGAACAAAGGCGAAAGCGAGAUACCCGAAGGUUACUCACAAGGCGACCUCUAUCUCUGCCCUGGUUCAUUUGAUGCCAUUCGAGGCUCCCUUGGAACCAUCUGUGAAGCAGUCGACACUAUUGUCGGGACUUCCCAAUCGACCUUGGGAAGCUCAGAUGGAGCUAACAAACCAUCUCGAGCAUUUGUGGCAGUCCGUCCUCCAGGGCACCAUUGUGGGGAGAACACACCCUCUGGUUUCUGUUUUGUGAACAAUGUGGCAGUCGGUGCCGCACAUGCGCACCUUCGACACAAUAUCAAUCGCGUCGUAAUCCUUGAUAUUGAUCUACAUCAUGGAAACGGAACGCAAUCUAUCGCUUGGCAGAUCAACGAAGAGACAUACCGUCGACGACUCGAGGUGGAGGGUGGCGCCCCCCUAGGAAAGCCAGGUCUACAAAUUUACUAUGGCAGCAUACACGAUAUCUUAUCGUAUCCUUGCGAGGACGGUAAACCUGAGUUGGUUCAAGCUGCUUCCAUCUCUAUUCACGGCCCUCACGGUCAGCACAUUGAGAACGUCCACUUACGGCCGUAUACCUCUGCGCAAGACUUCUGGGAUAAUCUGUACACGGGCCCAUACUCGCGUCUUAUCAAGAAGGCGGGCGAGUUUAUCGACAACACUGGCGGAGCUGGAGAGGACGUUUUGGUCUUCAUCAGCUGUGGCUUCGAUGCAUGCGAACACGAGUUUGCUUCCAUGUCGCGGCACCAGCGCAAGGUCCCAGUUUCGUUCUAUCACCGCUUCGCGCGCGAUGUCGGCGCAUUCGCGGAGCGAUAUGCCAAAGGACGGCUGAUCAGUGUUCUCGAAGGAGGGUACAGCGACCGCGCCCUAACGAGCGGCGCUAUGGCGCAUCUCGCCGGCCUGGUCGAUAACGGCGAUAGCGGCGUCGACGAAAGCUGGUGGAACCUCGAGAAUCUUGUUGCUCUCGAAGCCGCUACCAAGAAACGACGACGCGGCCGCGCGUCCCCAACCGGACCAUCUCCACCAUGGCUGGCGCGCGCCCUCGAACUCUUCACUUCGAUCGACUCCUCACACACGCUCGGGCCCCUGCCUCGCGCGCCCGUUCCCGCUUCGGACAGAACUCUGCGCGAACGCAAGCCGGGAAGCAGCAGUGGGCGACCAAGUCCCGCCACGUCCCCAGGGAGGAAGUCCGCCUCCGCGAAGUCCGGAGCAGCACGACGCCGGCUGAAUGCGGCAGCGACCUCCGCCUCGUCCGCGUCGGACGAGAGCGACUUGACGGACGUUUCAAACGGGCCUGCGUCCGAGAAGGAAGCGGAGGGCGAGCCGGCGGCACCGAAGAAGUUGCCGCGGGUGAUACUCAAACUGGGACCCGCACCCCCAACCUGAGGGCACAAGGUAUAUACCGAAGGUAGGCUUCGCAGUUCUAUCUGACGACUGGUUACGGCAUGAGACAUGGGUCCUGCUCGUUCCUGCUUCUGCUACGAUGCAGUGUUGUCUUGUUUCUGUUCGCGUCGUUUCGUUUCGCGGUCACGAUAUCAUGAAUAGUAGUCAACAAUAUGAAACUGUGUAUGCAUACUAUAGGUGUACGAUGUAAUCGGACUUGCUCUUUCGGGAGGAGUAAAGCUUGCCUUGCCUAGGACGGACUGUAGACAAGC